Messenger RNA from Aspergillus uvarum CBS 121591, 2087 nucleotides. RefSeq lists its product as uncharacterized. The record is from RefSeq and is a predicted model, not a curated record. Gene Ontology annotation, molecular function: cation binding. Lineage: Eukaryota; Fungi; Ascomycota; Eurotiomycetes; Eurotiales; Aspergillaceae. The coding region runs from base 123 to 2087 and encodes 654 amino acids. The transcript is spliced from 8 exons.
GCCGAUUGUAGAAGUAGAAGUAGAAAAUCAUCGAUAAUUAGACUCCCGCUCCAACCAGAUCGUCCUUCACACGAGCGAAACCAUCCUCCAGAACCACCACGCAACCCGAAAGAAACAAAAUAAUGGCAGAUAACCUGGACUUCCCCAAACCCCUGACCCUCAAAGAUGCAGGCGGCAGCAGUUCCCAAGGCUCCCGCCCCACCCAACAAGACCAAUACACAAUCCUCUGCCCCGACGCCUUCGAAAGCGAAACCGACCAGCUCGCGCUCUUCGCGGUUUACGACGGCCACGGAUCAAGCAAAGUCGCCAAACACGCCCGUGACAACCUCCCCUGUUUCCUGAGGCACAGUCCCGAUCUACAAACCGGGGAGUACGAGAAGGCGAUCGCCGAAGCCAUCCGGCGCGAGGAGGAGCAGCUGCUGCAUGAGUUCUGGGAGGGCGAGGACAAGCAUGCGCUGGCGGGGACGACGUUGGCGCUGGCGGUGGUGAAUCUCACGCGCGGCGUGCUGGUCGUGGGCAAUGUGGGGGAUUCGGAUGUGUUGCUGGGGGUGGAGGGGGGUGGGACUGGAGGGGGGAUGGGGAUGGAGGUGACUAGAUUAUCGACGACGCAUACACCCGAGAGUGACGGGGAGAAACACCGGGUCGAGUUGGCGGGCGGGACGGUGAAUACGGAGAGUGGGACGGCGCGAGUGGGAGCGCUGAAUAUGUCCCGCGCGUUGGGCGACCUGCGCUACAAAAACCCCCUCAACAACAUGACCCAGCGAGCCAAAAGUGGCAGCGGCAGUUCCGAAGGAGAAACCCCUGGCGCCAACGACUCCCCCCCGCAGCGCGGGGACUUCAUCUCCAGCGAGCCCGCUCUCAACCGCGUCGACCUCCGCGACGACCGUCGCUAUGUGCUGGCCCUGCUGUCGGAUGGCGUGACGAAUGUGUUGGAUGACGCGACCAUCCUCCACCGCAUCGCCGAGCUGCGGCAGUCCGGGUUCGACGCGACGCGGGCGGCGCAGAAUAUCACCGAGGGAACGACGGCGUUGCCGGGUAGUGAUAAUGCGACCUGCGUGACGCUGAAGAGCAGGCCGCAGCGCCCUACACCCACCUUCGGCCCAUUGGCCACGAGCAACAUCAUCGACAUCCGGACCGACAAGAGCGAGACCCAGCUCCGACAGUCGCUGCAGGACUCCGUCCACGCCGCGUGCCAUGGACAGGCCGCCAUGCCCGACCUGCUCCUCUGGGACGAACAGGGGCUGCGCUUCUUCGAGGAGGUGACCUUCUCCCCGGCCUAUUAUCUGACCAAUGAAGAGAUCGGGCUGUUGGAGAAGCACAAAUACCAGAUCGCGGAGCAUAUCCCGCCCGGAAGCAUGCUGGUGGAAUUGGGUAGUGGCAACCUCCGCAAGGUGAAGAUCCUCCUCGACGCACUCGACGAGCUAGGCCGCGAGGUCGACUACUUCGCCCUGGACGUCUCCCUCGCCGAGCUGCAGCGCACGCUGAGCAUGGUCCCGCCGGGGAUCUUCCAACACGUGCGGUGUUUCGGGCUGCUGGGGACCUACGACGACGGCCGCGAGUGGCUGCAGCGAUCGGACCUCCGGUCCCGGCCGAAGACCAUCCUGUCUCUGGGCUCGACGCUGGGGAGUUUCCCGCGGGCGGACGCUGCCGCGUUCCUGGCGAGCUUCGUGCACGCAGAUGCUAGCCAAGGAAGCAGCCCAUCCUUUUUGAUCGGGUUGGACGGAUGUAAAGAGCCGGCACGGGUGCUGGCAGCGUACAACGAUCCCGAGGGAGUCAAUCGUCGGUUUAUCAAGCAUGGAUUAGACCGGGCGAAUGAGAUCCUCGAGCACGAGGCAUUUGCACUCGAUCGCUGGGAUGUGGUGGGGCAGUGGAACGCGGAGAACGGCAGCCACGAUCAGUUCUAUGUCUCCACUGGGGAGGAGGAGCUGGCUAACAAGAGAGUCCAAGCGGGGACGCGCAUUCGAGCAGUGCAGAGCCACAAGUACGAUGGCGAUGAUCGAAUGGCGCUCUUUGGGAGGGCCGGGUUAGAGGAGGUCGAUGCGUGGGCAUCGGGAAGCCAGUAUCACUUACUGUUUUUGAGCAGCUGA